Molecule: messenger RNA, 1968 nt
Organism: Aegilops tauschii subsp. strangulata
Lineage: Eukaryota; Viridiplantae; Streptophyta; Magnoliopsida; Poales; Poaceae
Product: butanoate--CoA ligase AAE1-like
Source: RefSeq, a predicted model, not a curated record
GCGUGCGUUUGUUGAAGUUCCUUGUUUUAAUCAUGCAACGCUAUCACUAAUACCAAGUGAACACACAUGGACUUGAUUAGAUUAAUCCGCCUGUUACCUCUAUCCGCAUUGCAUCAACCGUACCUAGCCUGGAUUGCUCCGGAGAUCCCAUUUCUCGAAGGCAUCGCCAUGGAGGGGUCGGUGAAGUGCGACGCCAACUACACGCCCCUCACGCCGCUGAGCUUCCUGGAGCGCGCCGCGCUCGUGUACGGGGCGCGCACGGCCGUCGUCUUCGGCGAGAAGGAGUACUCGUGGCGCGACAUGAGGGAGCGGUGCCUCGCCGGGGCGUCCGCGCUCGCGCGCCUCGGCGUCGGCCGCCGGGAUGUGGUGGCGGUGCUGGCCGCGAACACGCCGGCCAUGUACGAGCUGCACUUCAGCGUGCCGAUGACUGGCGGUGUGCUGUGCACGCUCAACACCCGGCACGACGCGGCCAUGGUGUCCGUCCUCCUGAGCCACUCGGAGGCCAGAGUCUUCCUCGUCGAGUCGCAGUUCCUCGGCGUUGCACGCGACGCCCUGGCGCUCCUCGCCGGCGCCGGAGCCAUACCGCCUCUCCUUGUCAUGAUUGCCGAUGAUGACGGCGGCGGCGACAGGGAUGGCGUGCUGGAGUACGAGGCCCUGCUGAGGAGCGCGCCGGGCGGCUUCGAGAUCAGGUGGCCCGCCGACGAGUGCGACCCGAUAUCCCUCAACUACACGUCGGGGACGACGUCGCGGCCCAAGGGCGUCAUCUACAGCCACCGCGGCGCCUAUCUCAACACGCUGGCCACGGCGCUCGCCAACGAGAUGCCGACCAUGCCGGUAUACCUCUGGACCGUGCCCAUGUUCCACUGCAACGGGUGGUGCAUGGUGUGGGCCACGGCGGCGCAGGGCGGCACCAGCGUCUGCAUGGCCGGGAGCUUGGCUCCCAAGACCGUCUUCGAGCACAUCGUGCGGCACAGGGUGACCAACAUGGGCGGCGCGCCCACGGUGCUGAGCAUGCUCGUGAACGCGCCGGCAUCGGAGCAGAGGCAGCUGCCGGUCAAGGUGCGCAUCUCCACAGGCGGCGCACCUCCGCCGCCGCACAUCCUGGCCAAGAUGGACGAGCUCGGGUUCAACGUCGUCCACGGGUAUGGACUCACCGAAACGUAUGGACCGGCGACGCUUUGCGUGUGGAAGCCGGAGUGGGACGCGCUGCCGGCCGCCGAGCGCGCGCGGAUCAGGGCGCGGCAGGGCGUGCCGCACGUGAUGCUGGAGGGCCUGGAAAUCAAGGACCCGGCGACCAUGGAGAGUGUGCCCUCCGACGGGCGCACCGUGGGCGAGGUCAUGCUCCGGGGGAACACGGUGAUGAGCGGGUACUACAAGGACCCGGCGGCCACGGCGGAGGCCAUGAGCGGCGGGUGGCUGCGUUCAGGGGACCUGGGCGUGCGGCACCCCGACGGAUACAUCCAGCUCAAGGACCGGUCCAAGGACAUCAUCAUAUCGGGCGGCGAGAACAUCAGCUCCAUCGAGGUGGAGUCGGCGCUGUUCGGCCACCCCGCCGUGCUCGACGCGGCGGUGGUCGCCAGGCCGGACGAGCACUGGGGCGAGACGCCGUGCGCGUUCGUCACCCUCAAGGACGGAGCGAGCGCCACGGAGGCUGACAUCAUCGAAUUCUGCCGGACACGGCUGCCGCGCUACAUGGCGCCCAAGACGGUGGUCUUCGCCGAGCUGCCCAAGACUUCGACGGGCAAGACGCAGAAGUAUCUGCUCCGUGAGAAGGCCAGGGCCAUGGGAAGCCUGCCUCCUAAGCUGAGCACAAGCAAACUGUAGCAUAUAUACACUUGCAUUUUCUAUGAGUUCCAAAAAAGCAUUGUCUUGUAACUUCUGUGUUACUGUUAUAUUGCUACAAUCCCGAAUUUGCUAUGCCGCAAGUAAUCGGUAAAAACAUGUAGUUUCAGUCGAAUAACGCCUUUG